GCUGAAAUCUCUGGUGCACUUGCACUAUGUCAUAUAGUGUAUUUCUCAAAGUCACUCAUUAAUGCAACAGACUUUAGUGGUAAAGGAAGGGAUGUCAAAGAACGUGGCUUAUCCAUCUAA
Molecule: messenger RNA, 120 nt
Organism: Funneliformis caledonium
Lineage: Eukaryota; Fungi; Glomeromycota; Glomeromycetes; Glomerales; Glomeraceae
Source: the annotation of a GenBank genome assembly